Molecule: messenger RNA, 4730 nt
Organism: Salarias fasciatus (jewelled blenny)
Lineage: Eukaryota; Metazoa; Chordata; Actinopteri; Blenniiformes; Blenniidae
Product: terminal nucleotidyltransferase 4A-like
Exons: 12
Coding region: 219-2684 (821 amino acids)
Biological process (GO): RNA 3'-end processing; polyadenylation-dependent ncRNA catabolic process
Cellular component (GO): TRAMP complex; nucleolus
Molecular function (GO): poly(A) RNA polymerase activity; mRNA binding
Source: RefSeq, a predicted model, not a curated record
UGCGCCAUAUUGGCUGGUUUACAUGGGGAGUGGAGUUGAGCGAGCGGCUUUAAAUAAAAACCCAGAUCAAUUUCUGGACAUGAAGCUCUUCGGGGAUAUCGAGUAAAAUUCGGCGCACUUGGCUUCAUCAGUUUACUCGAGUGAACCGCGUUCAGUUUGCCGAGCAGGUUGCGGUUUCCCCCCCACCGGCGAGGAGGUUCUCGGCAAACUCGAGUCCAAUGGAUCCCAGGACCGCUUGGAUCCAGCCGGAGCAGAAGGGACCUGCCAAUUCCCUGUGGAUGCACAUUUGGGAAACCUCUCAGGGAUUCGGGGUGAACUCCAUCGUCGACAACCACUUUCACCAACAGCGCAACUUGGCCGUGCACAACGCAAACUCCGCGGACUCCCGGGGCGAGUUCUACCCCGGAGCGGCGCCGCCGCCGCCGCUGCCCGGGGUCGCGUUCGGGAAGCUGGCGAAGCGAGACGGAGGCGGAGAGAGGGGAAGCGUCCGGAGGAAGGGCUCGCUGUCGCCGUCCUCCUCCUCGCUGGACUCGGAGGCCGAGAGCUCGUCGCCCUCCGGCUCGUCUCUGCAGAUCGACAAUCUGAACGUGAAUGAAGAGGCCAAGCAGUUCCUCCACUACGGCGAUCCGGGCGACGGCAGCGUCCGGCAGCAGUGCCCCCCUCCGCCUCCGCCUCCCCGCACCGCUCAGCAACACUGUCGCAGCAUGCAACAAUCCGGCGGCCACACCCCCACCGGGAUGAAAAAUCAGCAUGGGAACGGCAGGCAGCACCACUCCCCCGGCCGCAGGAGGCCACUGAGCCGGGCCAACACUUUCCACGGCGUCCCCCCGGCCCUGUCCCCGUCCCCGUCCCCGAGCCUGUCCUCCGGCUGCAGCGGCCACUGUGGAGACUCCUGCUGCUGCCUGUGGAGGACCAGGCGCUACAGUCCGGACAUCAACGGUCUUCAUGAAGAAAUAGUCGACUUUUUCAACUUCAUGUCGCCGCGGCCUGAGGAGGAGGCCAUGAGACGAGACGUUGUGAACAGAAUAGAGAGCGUCAUCAAGGACCUGUGGCCCACAGCCCGGGUGGAGAUAUUUGGCAGUUUCAGUACAGGACUUUAUCUUCCAACGAGUGACAUUGAUCUGGUGGUGUUUGGGAAGUGGAACCAUCCUCCUCUGCAGCAGCUGGAGCAAGCCCUGAGAAAACACAACGUGGCUGGGCCGUAUCCCAUUAAAGUCCUUGACAAAGCUACAGUGCCAAUCAUAAAGCUCACUGAUCAUCAAACGGAGGUGAAAGUCGACAUCAGCUUUAACGUGGAGACGGCGGUCAAAGCAGCACAGUUCAUCAAAAGCUACCUUAAAAAGUACACAGUUCUGUCACCUCUGAUCUUCGUUCUGAAGCAGUUCUUGCUGCAGAGGGACUUGAAUGAAGUCUUCACUGGAGGAAUCAGCUCAUACAGUCUGAUCCUGAUGGCCAUUAGCUUCCUGCAGUUACAUCCUCGGAUCGACACUCGACGUGCCAACAUCAACCUGGGCAUCCUGCUGAUAGAGUUUUUUGAACUGUAUGGCCGUGAUUUUAACUACAUGAAAACCGGGAUCCAGGUGAAGAAUGGGGGCGCCUACCUGUCCAAGCAGGACAUGAUGAAAGCCAUGAUGAAUGGAAACAGGCCCUCUAUGCUCUGCAUUGAAGAUCCCAUACAGCCAGGGAACGACGUCGGCAGGAGUUCUUAUGGAAUCCUCCAAGUGAAGCAAGUGUUUGACUUUGCCUACAUGGUGCUGAGUCAUGCUGUGUCCCCUCUUGCGCGUGCAUAUCCCAACAAAGACAACAAUGACAGUGCAUUAGGACGAAUCAUCAAAGUGAGCCCAGAGGUCCUGGCUUACAGAGACUGGACCAUAAAGAAGUGGGGAGCCAAGCAGUUUGCUAAGAUGGAUCAUAAUGACAUCGAGGCCUGUGAACAGGACCUCGCCAGGCUGAUGCUGGUGGAGGAUCAGAGGGACAGCUCCUCCCCCACCAGUGCAGAGUCGCAGUCGCCGUCUCCAGUCUUCCUGCCCAGUCCUCAGCACCAUUCAUCCUCAUCAUCCGCGUGCUCGCUGUGCUCCUCUUCUGGGAGUGAUGCUGAGUCCGAUUCUCCUCCAAACAACAGUACUGUUAUCCAGCUUCACCCCAUCACUCUGGCCUCGGUCCAUUCAGUGAUCCAGCUGGCUUCUGACCUGAGGGCCGCACAUCCAGCAGGCUUCAUCCAAACAUCGCCUCAGGUCCAGAUGUCUCUACCGGAAGGAGUCGCCGUCUCCUCGCUCCCCGACUGCCAGUUCUACCACGAGUCUCCUCCUUCCAUCGGUAUUGUGCACCGUCACACUUCACACGUCACUCAAGUCUCCCAGCACACCAACUCCACCAGCCCCGCCCCCAGCCCCCUCCACCAGCUCUACCACCCUCAGGUAGGAGGGCAGCACAGCCACGCCUACACCGUGACAUCCAUUUCAAACGGCUCUGCCGAGACGCACAAAUUUGGCUUCAAGCACAACCAAGGCGGCGGCGCGCACCACCAGAACCCCUCCCAGAGUACCUCCAGUCCCCAGCGAAGGUUCGCCCCCCAGGGCCACAACGUGGCGCCGGGCUUCAGGAACCACCAGCAGCAGUACAGCCGCAACACGUGGCGGCGCCGGAAAAGGGACAGUCUUCCCGCUGCCAACCAGACCAGAUGAAAUCUGACUGCUCGACCCGACCCGACCCGACCCGACCCGACCCAUCCCGGUUUGUUCCAGACCUCUCGCAGCCCCAUCCUGAAGGAUUAGACGAUCUCACGCUAGUUUUUCCCUAUGGCUGGUUUUUCAAAAACACGCCUAAAAAAGUGCUAGACUUCACAGGUCCAUUCAAGCAGUCUCUCAUCACAUGUAGGAAAACUGUGAAAGGCUUAAAAAUCUUGUUACAAUCCACCUGGAGUCAGAAACUUUCUCUGAAUUUGAUGCACACCAGCAGAGACUUGAGUUGACUGAGGAAUCGAUCUUCUCAUCAGUGGCACCUGCUGAUUGGCUGAUUGAUGAGUCCACUUUUCCACGCAGCUCGAGCAUCUUUUGAGCAUCACGUGCCAUAGCACCCAACCGGUUCAUCGAGUCCGACAUGUCUUGACGCUGACCGGGCCCGUAUUUUUAUAUUGAGGUUUGGGCUCAUUUGGUCUCCUGAACGAAACUCCUUUUAGCUCAAAUCUGGAUCCCAAAUUCUUAAAGCUUGGACUAUCGUCUUAAAAAUUGUAUUCCAGACUGAAGCAAAGCACUACCUUUCUACCUAUGCAGCGCAACGCUGACGAUGUUUCUGUGUGACGGCACAAAAGGACCUUGUCUCAAGUGCUUAAACUGUGAUGACUUGUUUGAAUGUAUUCAGCAUUUUCUUUUUUUUUGAGUGUUGGUCGUUACCUUUUGUUCCUUUCGUUUUUGUCACUGAGGGAUUUCUUUCUCCACAUUGGCACUAUAUUUUGUUCCGUACUGUAAACGUUGACACCUUAUUUUUUACUUUUGUUGCAUUGAUGUGCAAUAAUGACUGGCUUUUAUUUAAUUUAUUUCACUUUUGUUUUUUGUUUUUUUAGGGGUCUCCCCCCCUCUUGUUUUCCAAGACUAUACUGAUCUGUGCAAUAGAUGGAUUUAAGGGCCUAAAAGGAAUGUGUGUUUGCGUUGGAGUGUGUGUGUGUGUGUGUGAGUGUGAAUGCGUGUGCAGCUUUCAGACAGUAGAGAGAGCUGUGGUGUAACAUGAGAAAUGUGCCAAAAAUCCCACAAUGCCAACAUAAUACUCAUGUUUCAUUUUUAAGUGUAUUAUGAUCACUUGAAAGCUAUUUGCGAACUGCCUGUCCAAAUCUUUUUCCACCAGUAUUCUCAUUUCAUUUCAGACAUAUCACUCAGUAUUCGGUAGUUUUCCUUGGCUGUGUUUCCACAUGAUAGACCGGAGACUCUAUUGGGGGAAAUGCGCAUUUAGCUGUGUUUACUUGUGUCAUUUCAAAAACUGGUUGGUGCUACUUAUUACCAGCAACGUACUUGUUUUUUGCCUUAGAAUAUCCUUUUUAUUUUGUUAAAGCAACAGUUUAACUGCCUUCUGAAAUGACCAAAUCUGCCCCCCCUGGUUUCCUGUCCGUAGCCAGAGCUUCCUCCCUUCCUUUCAACAGGCACUGCCAGAGUUAUUUGGCUUUUAUUUCUCCGUAAAGCUUCUAGAUCGAGGCUCCAUUGCAGUCAGUGUUUGUUACCAUUAGCAUCAUCUCAUGUUUUGUUUUUUUUUUCUUUUUUCAUUUUUCCUCCAUUCAACAAUGGAUGAUUCUAAAUCAGUUGUUUAUACGGUCCUUAUAACUUUGAGGUAUUCCUAUGCCAUAUUAAGAGUCAGUUCAAGACAAGGUUUCACAGCAACAUAGUUUACACAUCAAUCCACGCAAGGCUUCUGAGCUCGAAACACUUUUUCCAAAACGUGUUUUAUAGAUUUCAGAAAGCCAACGUCUAGAAUUCAAUGUUAAGAUCCAAAAUUCAAGGCCUGAUUAUUGUGACCGCUUCUGCCCCGAAUAUAACACUCUACAUGUUUUUCUUACAGCGCAGCUUUUCAGCAGGUUGUUAAAUAACCGGUAGGCGGUCGGCUGUCGUUUCACUCCAGGCCCCCUCUCCUCAGCUCAUAUCUGUGUAAUUAGGUGGGUUGUAACGUGUAAACUGACUGACGUAUAGAUGUAUACCUUGUUUUUUAUGUAAGUUUUCUAUUUUUUUAAUAAAAGGUUUUAAAAC